AUGAUUUUCGAGCCCGCUCAGCGUCUUUCGCUCCCCACAAAGGACUUAUUGUCCUACAUCUUCGACAAUCCAACGUACGAUCAAGAUAAACCGAUGUAUAUCGAUGCCCAGACGCCAAGUAGAUCAAUCUCUUGCAAUCAAGCUCGCCCAAUAAUUCGGCGUCUGAUUGCAGGUCUCCGAGCUGCAGGUCUUCGAAGCGGAAAUUGUGUUCUAAUUCAUUCUUUUAAUGAUAUCAACUACAGCAUGCUGGUACUCGCUAUAAUUGGCGCUGGCGGCGUGUUUACAGGAUCGAAUCCGUCCUACACUAAGAAUGAGCUGUCUCAUCAUAUCAAAGCGUCGGAAAGCAAGUUCCUUAUAUCCGAACCAGAAGUUCUAGAGGCAGCACUUCUUGCAGCGAACCAGGCCGGCAUUUCCAAUGACAGAGUAUGGAUAUUUGAUAAUUUGGAACAGUCCAUUCCAGAAGGAAUGGAAUCAUGGAGAACAUUGUUGGAUCACGGAGAGGACGAUUGGAUUCGAUUUGACAGUUUGGAAAAAGUUCAAACCACUACUGCGGCCAGAUUCUUCAGUAGUGGCACCACAGGCCUUCCCAAGGCCGUCACCAUUACUCACUACAAUUUCAUUGCCCAGCAUGAGUUCGUCACAGAAAUGAAUCACCGACCUUUCCCGAUGUCUCGAGUGAUCGCGGUUCCCGUCUUCCAUGCCUCCGUCGGCUUUGUAACACAUGUGGCGACUCUAAAAGCCGGUCAUGAGACAUAUGUGAUGCGCAGAUUCGAUUUAGAAAAAUACCUGGAGACAGUGGAGAAGAACGAUAUCACUGAGCUGGCAAUGGUCCCACCAAUUGUCAUUGCUAUUUUGAUGUCUCCCAUCUCCCACAAAAAGCCUUAUCUCAAGAAGACAAGGACUGCACUGUGUGGAGCAGCUCCCCUGGAUAAAGAUCUUCAAGAGCGGCUUCGAUCUAUGAUGGCUGAUGGUAGCCCCUUUACCCAAGUUUGGGGUAUGACGGAAACAUCCUGCGUCGCCACUAUGUUUACCUAUCCUGAGCAUGAUACCACUGGCUCGGUUGGACGAUUGAUCCCGAAUUUAGAAGCAAAGCUUAUCGAUGACAAAGGGAACAACAUCUCUGCAUAUGGUGUGCGGGGCGAGCUGUGUGUUAGAGGCCCAUCCGUAACACCAGGGUACUACAAGAAUGAGGAGGCCAAUGCAAACUCGUUUGAUGCCGACGGGUGGUUCAAAACUGGUGAUAUCGCUUACUGUGAUGAAGAAACUCGAAAAUGGUACAUAGUCGAUCGAAAGAAGGAACUUAUCAAAGUCAGGGGAUUCCAAGUUGCGCCUCCUGAGAUUGAGGCUGUUCUUCUGUCGCAUCCUCAGAUCAUUGACGCUGCAGUCAUUGGAAUUACCAUCCCUGGCCCUGACGCAAAUACCGAGUUUCCCCGGGCCUAUGUGGUUCUUCGCCCCGAAGCCAAAGAGAAACCACUCACUGAAAAGGAUGUUCAACAAUUCGUUUUGAAGAAUCUGGCUCGAUACAAGUCUUUGACUGGAGGAGUCAAGUUCCUUGAUUCUAUUCCUCGAAACCCGAGUGGUAAAAUCCUCAAAAGAUUCCUCAGGGAUUAUGCGAAAAAGGAAAUUCAGGAUGGAAAGAUUCGACCCAACCUUUAG
Messenger RNA from Penicillium malachiteum, 1656 nucleotides. Its product is annotated as acyl--CoA ligase. Gene Ontology annotation, molecular function: CoA-ligase activity. The transcript has 5 exons. Gene Ontology annotation, biological process: secondary metabolic process. The record is from RefSeq and is a predicted model, not a curated record. NCBI's taxonomy places the organism in Eukaryota, Fungi, Ascomycota, Eurotiomycetes, Eurotiales, Aspergillaceae. Bases 1 to 1656 code for a protein of 551 amino acids.